Molecule: messenger RNA, 684 nt
Organism: Cokeromyces recurvatus
Lineage: Eukaryota; Fungi; Mucoromycota; Mucoromycetes; Mucorales; Mucoraceae
Exons: 1
Source: RefSeq, a predicted model, not a curated record
AUUGAAAGUAUAAUGCCAAAUGGCAGAAAUAGACAGUUGUUUGGAAACUUGAUCAGAUCAGACGGUUUCAGUGUUGAUUUUUUGUUCUACAAAAGACGAAAUGAUCAAAAUGAUAUGGCUGUCAAGGUUAACCAAAUACACCUCAAAGUCGAUGACUUUAAGAGUCAAGAAGUAGAAGAGUCAUGUCUUCUAAUAGCAAUUGACCCUGGAAGAAAAACCGUUUUUACUGCAGUUACUGAUUUAGACCGCGAUGUUCGACGAUGCACAACCAAGGAAUACUAUCAUUUGACAGGUUCAACAAGAUUCAGUUCUGAAUUGAACAGACUAAAAAAUGAGCAUGGCAUUAACAUCAUAGAAGGCUCUAUAUCAACCAACAAGACUUCUGACUCAGAAAAGUACUUGCAGCAUGCCACUUAUAUUUUCAAUAAUUUAGAUACUCUGUUCGAGUUUUAUAACGCUGCUACGGCAAAGGACCGUUUCUUCUUGUACCAAGGAAACCAAAGGGCGCCAGAGUUAAUGGUAAAUAUGUUGCUGAACGGAACUAAAAAGUACAACAGAAGUUUAAGAAGCAAAAAGAAAAAGAAAGCGAAAAACAAAAAGAAGAAGAAGAAAAAGGGGGUACCAAGAAGAAAAGAAAGGGAAAAGAAGUUAAAAAGAAAUGUAUUCCAAGGUAUUUGUAGUUAA